Molecule: messenger RNA, 711 nt
Organism: Prunus mume (Japanese apricot)
Lineage: Eukaryota; Viridiplantae; Streptophyta; Magnoliopsida; Rosales; Rosaceae
Product: dehydration-responsive element-binding protein 1C-like
Biological process (GO): regulation of DNA-templated transcription
Molecular function (GO): DNA-binding transcription factor activity; DNA binding
Source: RefSeq, marked provisional
AGCUUUAGACUAAGACCUUGCAAAAAUGGAUAUGAUCUACAGCCAGGUCUCUGAUUUGGCUUCUCUGGAAAACCCGGAUAAGUCGUCGUUUUCGGACGCCAGCGUCACGGCCCGGCGAGCUUCUCUUUCAGAUGAGGCGGUCAUACUGGCGUCCAGCUGCCCGAAAAGGCGGGCGGGGAGGAGGGGUUUCAAGGAGACCAGGCACCCGGUUUAUAGGGGUGUGAGGAGGAGGAACAACAACAAGUGGGUGUGUGAGCUGAGAGAGCCCAACAACAAGAAGGCCAGGACAUGGCUCGGGACUUAUCCGACAGCUGAUAUGGCGGCUCGUGCCCAUGAUGUCGCUGCAUUGGCGUUUAGGGGGAAGCUUGCCUGCCUCAACUUUGCUGACUCGGCUUGGCCGCUGCCCGUGCCGGCCUCCACCGAUGCCGCGGGGAUUAGGAGGGCGGCCACCGAGGCGGAGGAUGGUGGUGUUUAUGAGAAGGAGAGUAAGGCGGUGGUGAGCGAGGAGAAGGGUUGUGUAGAAAUGGAGGGAAGCAGCAACUUUUUUUAUUUGGACGAGGAGGAAAUAUUUGAGAUGCCAAGGUUGCUUGAUGACAUGGCUGAAGGGCUUAUGCUUUGUCCACCUCAAUGUUUAGAUGGCCACAUGGAUUGGAAUGACGUGGAAACUGAUGAUGAUUUGAAACUGUGGAGUUUUUCUAUUUGAUCGACCUC